Messenger RNA from Glycine soja, 1080 nucleotides. RefSeq lists its product as uncharacterized. The record is from RefSeq and is a predicted model, not a curated record. Gene Ontology annotation, molecular function: protein binding. The coding region runs from base 1 to 1080 and encodes 359 amino acids. NCBI's taxonomy places the organism in Eukaryota, Viridiplantae, Streptophyta, Magnoliopsida, Fabales, Fabaceae. The transcript has a single exon.
AUGGAUUCCCGCGACUCCUCCCCUCGCUCCCGCGACCCCGACGCCGACAACAACAACAACCACCACCACCACCGCCGCCAGCCUUCCUUGGACGACGCCCCUCCCAAGGUCAAGCUCAUGUGCAGCUUCGGUGGCAGCAUCCAGCCCCGCCCCCACGACAACCACCUCACCUACGUCUCCGGCGACACCAAGAUCCUCGCCGUCGACCGCCACGUCAAGUUCCCCUCCCUCAUCGCCAAGCUCUCCUCCCUCGCCAACAACACCCCCUCCAACCUCUCCUUCUUCAAGUACCAGCUCCCCGGGGAAGAUCUCGACGCCUUGAUCUCCGUCACCAACGACGACGACCUCCACCAGAUGAUGAUCGAGUACGAUCGCCUCUCCCGCGCCUCACCUAGACCUGCGCGCCUCCGUCUCUUCCUCUUCCCUCUCCACAACAACUGCAAUUUCGCUCCAACCGAAUCCAAAUCCGAGCGCCAGUGGUUCGUCGACGCUCUCAAUUCCGUUCACGUUCCAGAAGAUUCUCCGCCGCCGCCUCCGGCGACGGCGAAUCCGGAUUUUCUGUUCGGACUCGACAAGCCGGCGGCGGAGGAUGCUCUGGCGAAGGACUCGGAGUGUUUUCCCGAGGAUCGUGAAGCCGAACCUCAGAUUGAGAAUGAGAACAACAGUAAACAACUUCUGCAACGGAAAAUGAAGAUAGAGGAAGAUGAUAAUAACAAUAAGGGUAGGGUUUACGGCGUUAACGGCGGGGGCGACUGUUAUGCCCAGAAGAACGCGGAGAAAAUGACGCCGUUAGUGGCGCAUGCACACGCACACGCACACGCGCAAUUCGUUCAUCCUGGUUCGGUUACUGGAACGGUGUCGUUCAUGCAGGAGAGGAAUAAUAAUAACGCGGGUUAUUCGCUGGCGUUUGCUACUACGGGGAAUGAGAUUUAUCUCAUUCAGACUCCUUCUGGAAUGUUUCAAGCGGUUCGGCCCGUUACUGGGCCGGUUGGUCAACCGGUUUAUCUGGUUCACGCACCCGGUCCGGUUUCGCAUUCGAAGGUUGGUGCGGCGGUGCACGGUGGUGACGGAAGGAUAUAA